Trypanosoma grayi is the source of this 1146-nucleotide messenger RNA. RefSeq lists its product as hypothetical. The record is from RefSeq and is a predicted model, not a curated record. NCBI's taxonomy places the organism in Eukaryota, Euglenozoa, Kinetoplastea, Trypanosomatida, Trypanosomatidae. The transcript has a single exon. The coding region runs from base 1 to 1146 and encodes 381 amino acids.
AUGACGGCAGCAUCAUCGCGUUUCUGUGGUGGUGCUGCCGCCGCAUCAUCGGUGUGCGCUGCGAUGCAGGAGGCGGAGCACAGCUUUCUACGCCAUGUAAUUCCGCUGCGUGUGCAUGGACCCGGGCCGAUGACAGUGCUGUACCGCCACGCCUUCAUCCACCAGGAGCACCUCAUCCACCGUGUGCUUGGCGCACUGGAGGCAGUGCCGCUGCCGGCCCUCCCGCGCAUGUUGCUCGCUGAGGGAUUUCAGCGGAUGCUCGAGGGACAGAUACCGCAGCGCGACAUCCGCGCCCUCUUCGAAGAGGCGGAAAGUGAGGCACAUCGUGUGAUACUGCACGCAGAGUUCCACGCGGACGUGGCACGGCGGCAGAAGGAUGCCCAUAUCUACGCGGCCAUAAAGGGUGACCCCCUCACACGACUCCUCGCGUACGAGCUGCGUGCUGCCUGCGGCUAUUAUGCGCAAAUGAUGGCUUUGAGCAGCAGACCCGAGGAGGGCGCGGCGGCGCUGCUUCGAACUCUCAUCGCGGCCGACAUUCGUACUGAUCCCUUCCUGCUGGACGUCAUGCUGAAGUUUGAUUCGCUGCGCCGGGAUUUGACAACGGGUGAGCGUCUGGAACCGUGUGCUCCUUAUGUUGAGGAGUUUGUAAAGGAGUGUUUGCUGGUGGAGCGGGACGCCUUUGGGCGUUUUCGCUUUGAUGCGCGUGGUGACAAUCGCCAUCUAGUACACGGCAUUAAAAUCAACGACAUCACCAAGACGCCCAAAGGCUUUUCAGUUGUACUUGACCCAGUGUUGCAGCAGUAUGGUAACUUCCACCUUGAGCGGAAAGUAGUACACCAGGGCCGGUGGGUAGAGUAUCGUCUCUCAUGCGCCAAGGAGUCGCACCGCGUCGACCCACAGCUGCCUCUUCUUGAAACUAUCAGUGCAAAUAUUCAGGGUGAAGACAAUAGUGGUGCGGAUAACACUGUUGCUGGUGAUGCCACAUCACCGCUUGAAUUUAUCGUGCGGUAUGACGACCCCAUGUGCCGCCGCCACAAGGAGACGUCGCGGGAGAAGGAUGCGGAAAAGGACCAUGUCGAGGUGUUUGAGCUAGCUGUGGAGGAUACGAGCCGCACCUUCUGGGAGAGGUGGUUCAUGGACCGCUGA